GUCAAGAAGCUUAAGAGAAGAAAAAGUUUGGAAAAAAUUGCCACUGUUUGCUUCUAAUAUCAGUAAACAAAGAAAAUUUGAAGCACCUUCUUUAAAGAACACAUUGGAUAUACAGUAAUUUCACAGACUUGGCUGAGAGGUUUUACCCAAAUUUGCCAGUGGACUCUACUGCCUGGUACUUGAGCCUUUUUGGAACUUUUUUCUCAUGUGGAUCUAAGGGGAAUGCUUUAUUAUGGCUGCUGUUGUCCAACAGAACGACCUAGUAUUUGAAUUUGCUAGUAACGUCAUGGAGGAUGAACAACAGCUUGGCGAUCCCGCUAUUUUUCCUGCUGUAAUUGUGGAACAUGUUCCAGGUGCUGAUAUUCUCAAUAGUUAUGCUGGUCUAGCCUGUGUGGAAGAGCCCAAUGACAUGAUUACUGAAAGCUCACUAGAUGUUGCUGAAGAAGAAAUCAUAGAUGACGACGAUGAUGACAUCACUCUUACAGUUGAAGCUUCUUGUCAUAAUGGGGAUGAAACAAUUGAAACUAUUGAAGCUGCUGAGGCACUCCUUAAUAUGGAUUCUCCUGGUCCUGUGCUGGAUGAAAAACGAAUAAGUAGUAAUAUAUUUAGUUCAUCUGAAGAUGACAUUGUAGUUGCCCCAAUCACCCAUGUAUCCGUCACAUUGGAUGGGAUUCCUGAAGUGCUGGAAACUCAGCCGGUGCAAGAAACAUAUGCAGACUCACCAGGAGCCUCAUCACCAGAACAGCCUAAAAGAAAGAAAGGGAGAAAAAGUAAGCCCCCACGACCAGAUUCCCCAGCCACUACACCAAAUAUAUCUUUGAAGAAGAAAAACAAAGAUGGGAAGGGGAACACAAUUUAUCUUUGGGAGUUUUUACUGGCCCUGCUCCAGGACAAAGCUACCUGUCCUAAAUACAUCAAAUGGACCCAGCGAGAAAAAGGCAUUUUUAAAUUGGUCGAUUCUAAAGCAGUGUCCAGGUUGUGGGGGAAGCACAAAAACAAACCUGAUAUGAAUUAUGAGACCAUGGGACGAGCACUCAGGUACUAUUACCAGAGGGGUAUUCUGGCAAAAGUGGAAGGUCAGCGCUUGGUGUAUCAAUUUAAAGAAAUGCCAAAAGAUCUUAUCUAUAUAGAUGAUGAAGAUCCAAGUUCCAGCAUUGAGUCUUCAAAUUCAUCACUAUCUUCAACAGCCACUUCUAGUAGGAAUCAAGCAAGCCGAUCAAGAGUAUCUUCAAGUCCAGGUGGUAAAGGAGGAGGAGCCACUACUGUUCUAAAAGCAGGGAAUUACAAAGCUACAAAAACCAAAGAUCCUGUGGAAAUUGCCCAGCCACCAGAAGUUUUGAGGACAGUGCAGCCCUCACAGCCUCCAUAUCCUACCCAACUCUUUCGGACUGUUCAUGUAGUACAGCCAGUUCAAGCUGUCCCGGAAGAAGCAUCCAUAACCAGUAGCAUGCAGGAAGAAACAUUAAAUUCUUCCAUUCAGAGUAUUAGGACUAUACAGGCUCCAGCCCAAGUUCCAGUGGUCGUGUCUCCUGGGAGUCAGCAGUUGCACACAGUAACACUCCAGACAGUGCCACUUACAACAGUUAUAGCCAGCACAGAUCCCUCAGCAGGCUCUGGAUCUCAGAAAUUUAUUUUACAAGCCAUUCCAUCAUCACAGCCCAUGACAGUACUGAAAGAAAAUGUCAUGCUACAGUCACAGAAGCCAGGCUCUCCUUCAAUUGUCUUUAGCCCUACCCAGGUACAGCAGGUCCUUACUACCAAUGUUCAGUCCAUCUGUAAUGGAACCGUCAGCAUGACUUCCUCCCCAUCCUUUAGUGCUACUACUCCUGUGGUGACUUUUUCUCCUCGAAGUUCACAACUGGUUGCUCACCCACCUGGCACUGUAAUCACUUCAGUUAUCAAAGCACAAGAAACAAAAACUCUUACACAGGAAGCUGAGAAAAAGGAGGUUGAAGAUCAUUUGAAAGAAGACAUUGAGAAAACCGAGCAACAGCCACAGCCUUAUGUGAUGGUGGUGUCUAGUUCCAAUGGAUUUACCUCUCAGGUAGCUGUGAAGCAAAAUGAACUGCUGGAGCCUAACUCUUUUUAAGUAAUACCAAAGGAAUUAGGUUUUUUUUUUUUUUUUUUU
Molecule: messenger RNA, 2128 nt
Organism: Fukomys damarensis (Damara mole-rat)
Lineage: Eukaryota; Metazoa; Chordata; Mammalia; Rodentia; Bathyergidae
Gene: Elf1
Product: E74 like ETS transcription factor 1
Exons: 8
Coding region: 233-2089 (618 amino acids)
Biological process (GO): regulation of transcription by RNA polymerase II; cell differentiation
Cellular component (GO): nucleus
Molecular function (GO): sequence-specific DNA binding; DNA-binding transcription factor activity, RNA polymerase II-specific
Source: RefSeq, a predicted model, not a curated record